GUUCUCAAACAUAAAAUUGAUGGAAUACGGAGAAUCACGGCUCAUCCAUUACUUCCUUUAUAUUUGACUGGCGGUCACGAUGGAUCCGUGCACCUAUGGGAGUGGGGCCAUCAACAGCCCGUAGCGGUUCCCAGACCUCCAGGCACUUAUGCCAAGGUGACACGAGUCAGGUUUUCGCAGCACGGCAAUAAAUUCGGUGUCGCUGAUUCUGAUGGAAAUCUGAGUUUGUUCCAAGUUGGUCUCAGUGCCAACGCUACUCGUCCUUUCUUUACUCUACAAUGUCACAACAAGGGAAUCAGUGAUUUCGUUUUCUUGGGAUCCUGCAGUCUAUUAGCUACUGCCGGCCACAGCUCCGAAAGUAAAAACGUCUGCAUCUGGGACUCCAUCCUCCCACACGGAAAGGCCCUGGUGAUGGCGUUCACCUGCCACGAUCAGGGGGCAAGCAGCCUCGUGUUCGCUCCGCAACAUCAAGUGCUCAUUUCGGCUGGCAAGAAAGGCGACGUCUGCCUGAUCGAUGUCAGAUCAAAGAACAUCAGGCACAAGUUCACGGCGCACGAGAAUGCUGUCAAGUGUAUUGCGAUCGAUCCCCACGAGGACUAUUUCGCUACGGGAUCCGCCGACGGUGACAUCAAGAUUUGGGGAGUUGCAGUACCAAACGUCCUAUUGUCUCUUCCUGCUGAGCAUGCCAGAAGCAGUUUCUUCAAGAACAUUGGCCAAGGAGUAACGCAGUUGUAUGUCGAUUCCCAUUCUCGCCUCUUCUCUUGUGGCGCCGAUGGAAGUAUGAAAGUGAGACAGCUACCAGAUAGGGAAACCUUGCUGGGUCACAAUCACUAUUAGAUCAAGUUUCAAAAAGUUUUCUAGUCUAGCCAGUUUUCAUCUUGUCUCAAUUUAUUCAUGGUUCAGGGCAGAGUGAUUUCUGUUUGAUCAUACUUGUAAGUGAGGUUGUAAAAAACUUUCAGAGAAUGUAUUAUUUCAGCAAAUGAUGGGAGAGAAUGAACGGGGAGAAUUAAAAAAAUAGCUCUUGAAUUUGAAAGAGUAAU
Leptinotarsa decemlineata (Colorado potato beetle) is the source of this 1040-nucleotide messenger RNA. RefSeq names its product rabconnectin-3 alpha (gene Rbcn-3A). The record is from RefSeq and is a predicted model, not a curated record. Gene Ontology annotation, molecular function: protein binding. Gene Ontology annotation, biological process: vacuolar acidification. Lineage: Eukaryota; Metazoa; Arthropoda; Insecta; Coleoptera; Chrysomelidae. Gene Ontology annotation, cellular component: RAVE complex.